UCCCGGCCAGUGUCUCUGCUUCCGGCUCGAGUUCUCUCUCCUCACACGCUUCGCCAUGUCCGAGACCGCGCCUGCUGCGCCCGCCGCACCGGCCCCCGCCGAGAAGACACCCGUCAAGAAGAAGGCCCGCAAGUCCGCUGGUGGCGCGAAGCGCAAAACCUCCGGACCCCCGGUGUCCGAGCUCAUCACCAAGGCUGUGGCCGCCUCCAAGGAGCGCAGCGGCGUGUCCCUGGCCGCGCUCAAGAAGGCGCUGGCGGCCGCGGGCUACGAUGUGGAGAAGAACAACAGCCGCAUCAAGCUCGGGUUGAAGAGCCUGGUGAGCAAGGGUACCCUGGUGCAGACCAAGGGCACCGGCGCCUCCGGCUCCUUCAAACUCAACAAGAAGGCGGCUUCCGGUGAGGCUAAGCCCAAAGCAAAAAGGGCAGGCGCGGCCAAGGCGAAGAAGCCUGUGGGCGCAGCCAAGAAGCCCAAGAAGGCUGCGGGAACAGCCACCCCCAAGAAGAGCACCAAGAAGACUCCAAAGAAAGCAAAGAAGCCAGCUGCAGCUGCAGGAGCCAAAAAAGCUAAGAGCCCGAAGAAGGCAAAGGCAACCAAGGCUAAGAAGGCGCCCAAGAGCCCUGCCAAGGCGAAAACGGUAAAGCCCAAAGCGGCGAAACCAAAAACCUCCAAGCCUAAGGCAGCUAAGCCAAAGAAAACCGCAGCCAAGAAAAAGUAAAUUUUCUUUGGCCAACUGCUUAGAAGCCCAACAACCCAAAGGCUCUUUUCAGAGCCACCCCACAACUCUCAGUGAAAGAGCUGUUGCACAUUCACAGGGGGCGUGGUUAGGGUGGGAGCACAACCUAGUGGGCUGAGCUUCGCAGAGGAGCCUGGGGAUAUGUGGGUGUGCGCAGUGGCAUUAACUCUAGCAUAGCUAUCUGAAGGCAAGUUAAUAGAUUUGAAGUCUCGUAUGUGUGUGGUGUGGAUGAAGGUAUGCCAAGCCCACAAGUAACCCUUAAGAGACAAUAGGAAUGAAAUAGUUUACUCAUGAAUGCUACGACGAUGUGCAGCUAACUUUAAGGGAGAUAGCAGAAUUUAGAGAUAGGAUCUUAAGCAUUGACCGAUUCAGUGCGGGAUGAGCUGGAUCAAUGUCCAUCUCACCUCGCUUCUGAUUGCAUAGUCAAGCAUGCAAACUCAACCAGAGUAUUUUUUUUUCUGUUAUUUCCCUAUGUUGCGAUCGUGCUUAAAUAGGUUAGCUAUAGCAGAUUUGAGCAGUUUAAUUCGUACGUCCCGAUUGGUGAAAGCGAAGGGACAAGACAGCCAAUGAGACAGUAGACCUUUAAGUGUCGUUUACGUCCCUGUUCGUGACGAAACACUAAAACUAACCCAAUCCUGAAGGAAAUCUUAUUAACCUCAUUUGAAUACUGCGUAAUGUAAAUGAUUGUGGUGUAAAUGGUGACGGGGUAGUUAUUUUACCAAAUGUUUAUUUAGUGUACCCGUGGGAGGGAGUUAAAUUUUGCACAAUGUCUGAGCUGGCGAAGUCCGAGCCUGCCCCAUAGAAGGAUUCUUAAAGCUGCCAUCAACAAACAGAAGGAUGGCAAGGAGCGCAAACGCUGCUGAAAGGAGAGCUUCUAGCUAGUGUACAAUGUGCUGAAGCAGGUGAGCCCCGACAUGAGCAUCUGAUCCAAGGCCAUGGGCGUCAGUUAUUUUAAAGAGCAUUGCCUGCGUUGUGCCUCAUUACAAUAAGCGCAUAACCGUCAUAUCUCAGUUGAUCCGGACUGCCAUUCUCCUGCAUUGCCCAGGAAGCUGGCCAAGCACCAAGCCUGUUACCAAGUAAACAAACCAAGUAACCAUUUUCACGAGUGAUUUCAAGGACUUUAAGGAGCCAGGCAUUCUUUCAACAAAUGGGUUGUCGUUGUUUCAAGUAUCCUUAAACUUAAAGCUA
This is a messenger RNA of Mus pahari (shrew mouse), 1921 nucleotides long. Its product is annotated as histone H1.4. Lineage: Eukaryota; Metazoa; Chordata; Mammalia; Rodentia; Muridae. Gene Ontology annotation, cellular component: nucleosome. Gene Ontology annotation, biological process: nucleosome assembly. The transcript has a single exon. The record is from RefSeq and is a predicted model, not a curated record. Gene Ontology annotation, molecular function: structural constituent of chromatin; DNA binding. Bases 56 to 715 code for a protein of 219 amino acids.